AUGGCUACUGAACCGAGACCUAGCGACUUAGCGGCGCGCAAGCGAGUUUGUACCUAUGGAAGCGCGUCUGCGCGGAUCAGGCCCGUCGACCAUCUUCGUCAGCUUGAGUCCAGGGUGGCAGACCUAGAGGCUCAAUUGGCGGAGUCGACUCCACGAACCAAUGAGCCUACGGCUGCAUCCUUCGGUCUCUCAGACGCGAACCCACAACCUGGUUCGAGCCAAACCCACCCAAACGCUAUUGAUACGCUCGUCGGACCCGGUGAUGACCUGCUGUCUACCUUUGAUGGAUCCGAGACCUAUCAUGGGGCAUUCGCGAGCCUCAAUGUCUUGCGGAUUGUGAGAGACAAGUGCGACAGUCUUGCCAACAUCAUGGCUCCCCUUUCGUCUGGAGGGAUCCUGGCCGAGGCCUUCUCCAAGGACAGUGCUCCGUUUUCCAGCCACCAGGCCAUACCACUGCCCGCUGAACUGCCGGGCUUGGCAGAGUGUCAGCGACUUUGCUACAUCGCUAUCGAGGAAGCUCUGCCAUGUCACGAGUGUAUCGACCGUGACGCUUUCUUUACUCAACUUGUCAGAGUACACGCAAAGCCGCAGGGGGAACUUGAUCCUAGUGAUCGUGCCUAUCUGGCGCUGGUUUUCGCAUUGCUGGGGUUCGCGAAGCGUUAUGAUGCCGAUAAUCACAGCGCAACAGAGGCAUACUCGAACCACGUCACUAUAAACCAGGGAUGGGAGUUCCAUCAAUCAAGUGUGCAAAUGCUCCAGCUGGACGACCUUUGCAGCCUGGACAUUUUAAGAGCAAUCAUAUACCAGGUUCUGUUCUUGGCAUCAAGCUGCAUGCUGUCCAAAGCCUACACACGACUGUCGAUAGGUGUUGCCACCGCCCUACGUAUAGGCUUGCAUGUGUCAGGUCCAUCACUAGGCCCAGGUCUUCAAAUCCCCGCCGAGCAUAUGUUUCGACGGCGACAGGUUUUCUCAGUGCUCUAUGGUAUUGAUACCUAUCUCGCCAGCACGUUGGGUGUCCCAAAGCUCUUCCAUCAAGUAGACACUGACCAGAUCCUGCCAUUACGGGACGAGAACCUGGCGGACCAAGGUAUCUCCUUGGUACGAAGAAAUCCUCACACACCCGAGGCCGAAACUCUCGUCGCUACUCGGAUUCUGGUAAUCAUGGCAGAGAUACACUCGCGUCGAGAUCCGUUCAGCAAGGGCAUGGCGUUAAAUAGUAACAGUGGGACGUACAAACUGACGAGCCAGGACGUUGUUUCGCUGGACGCGCAGCUCACUGACUGGUAUAACAGCCUGCCGCCAGUUGACGAGAUUCCUCCUGUGAGACGAGCUUUGCAUGCCCAGUUGGUGAUCCGCCAUACAUAUGCAGUAACACAGAUGGCCCUUCACCGACCAUUCUUGCACCACCUGACCCGUAAAGCAGACGACCGUAGCUUCUGCAUGGAUGGCUACGCAUAUGGCUCGCAGUGUAUCACUGCCGCCAUGCAAACUAUAUGGCUACUUCAGCGCCUGGAUGACCAAGGGCUCCUGCAUGAGUCCAUUUGGUUUUACAUCUCCUCGCUAGCACUUUCUGCUAGCUCUCUGAUAUUCUUCGUGCUGGGUAGUCCCUACUCUACCACUGUGCGGGAUGCCACGCAAGCAGCUUUCCAGGCGCACCGCUUGCUGGAAAAACUGGGGCGGAGGAAUGAGACAGCACAGCGUUGUUUCGAGUCGAUUGAUUUCUUAAUGGCUCAGGCGAAUCUGGAAGCGCAUGAACAGAGUCAUGCACCUGAUGCCUAG
Fusarium tjaetaba is the source of this 1779-nucleotide messenger RNA. Its product is annotated as C6 transcription factor (Mut3). Lineage: Eukaryota; Fungi; Ascomycota; Sordariomycetes; Hypocreales; Nectriaceae. Gene Ontology annotation, cellular component: nucleus. Gene Ontology annotation, biological process: positive regulation of transcription by RNA polymerase II; DNA-templated transcription. Gene Ontology annotation, molecular function: sequence-specific DNA binding; zinc ion binding. The record is from RefSeq and is a predicted model, not a curated record. The coding region runs from base 1 to 1779 and encodes 592 amino acids. The transcript is spliced from 4 exons.